AUGCCUCGCGGUACUGCGAAGGGCGGUGCGAAAGCACCCGCCAAGGCUGCUGUCCGAAAGGCGCACGCCAAGAGCUCUAAGCGUCAUACCAAAGGCUCAGCACUCCAGGAGGUUACUAAGGUAGCCUCCGAGGCGGUUGAUGCCUCGGGUAACUCGACUGCGAGCAAGCGACGACGCUCGCGCUGCAGUCGGUCGCCCUCUAUGUCCCCAGACGACCGUCCGAACCCGCGGUUCUCGUGCCGUGAGCACAGUCCUGGUUCCGAGGACGAGGCCAAGGCCCGGAGCUUCCGCAUCGUGUCUGGGAGCUCCGUGGGAGGGCUCACUCCGGUGCCCAGCGAGCACAGCGUUGACAGCUUGCACUCGCUCGCUAGUGAUCAC
This is a messenger RNA of Phytophthora nicotianae INRA-310, 378 nucleotides long. RefSeq lists its product as hypothetical. The annotation marks the transcript as partial. The transcript has a single exon. NCBI's taxonomy places the organism in Eukaryota, Oomycota, Peronosporomycetes, Peronosporales, Peronosporaceae. The record is from RefSeq and is a predicted model, not a curated record.